UCUGAUCUCAUGAUCUAAUGCUGCUGGUGGACGUCAUCAGGGCGGAGCCUGGACUACCCUCGUCCAGAGUUGCUGUAGUGGGGACAGCUGAGUGGGGAACGUCCUGACUGAGGAGAAGCUGCUGCUGCUGCUGCUGCAACACAAAACUGGUGCUCCUCUCUGCCUUCACCCCACAGUACCAGUGAACAUGCUUCCCUGCCUCACUGUCCUUCUCCUACUGCUGCUCAGUCUAACCAAGGCCCAGUAUGAGAAUCUGGGCUACCCACCUGGAUACCCAGAGCCAGAGCUGGAGCAAUAUAGCGCCCCCCAGCUGUCACCAGACACACCCAGGAUACAACUGCGUCUGGCUGGAGAUAAAAGGAAACACAACGAGGGACGCGUGGAGGUUUUCUACAACAGUGAAUGGGGAACAGUCUGUGAUGACGACUUCACCCUGCACGCUGCUCAGGUGGUGUGUAGAGAGCUGGGCUAUCUGGAGGCCGUCUCCUGGUCUCCGUCUUCUAAGUAUGGCAAAGGAGAAGGUCCCAUCUGGUUCGACAAUCUCCACUGCACCGGCCAGGAAAAGACCUUGUCUCAGUGUCCAUCCAAUGGGAUUGGUGUUUCAGACUGUAAGCACAGUGAAGACGUGGGUGUGGUCUGCAGUGACAAGCGGAUACCAGGCUUCAAAUUCGUCAACACCUUACCCAAUCACGUUGAGAAUCUUGAUAUACAAGUAGAGGACGUGCAUAUUCGACCCAUCCUGUCAUCCUACCGUAAGAGAAUCCCUGUGACCGAGGGCUACGUGGAGAUAAAGGACGGCGGCAAAUGGAAGCAGAUUUGUAACACGCAGUGGACGCAGUUCAACAGCAGAGUCAUCUGUGGCAUGUUUGGUUUCCCUGCAGAGAGAAAAUACAAUGCCAGGGUCUACAAAAUGUUUGCUCGCAGGAGAAAGCCCUCAUACUGGGACUUCUCUGUUAACUGCACCGGGAAUGAAACCCACUUGUCCAGCUGCAGACUGGGCCAAGCUGUGUCCCUCAAGUCCAACGACACCUGUGCUGAUGGGAUGCCUGUGGUGGUGAGCUGUGUUCCUGGCAGAGCUUUCGCUCCAGCAUCGGUUACUGGAUUCAGGAAGGCCUUCAGACAAGAGUCUUCUUCAUCUUUACAGCAGGCCCUGGUGCGACUCCGCGGUGGGGCCAUCGUGGGUGAGGGCCGGGUGGAAGUGUUGAAAAAUGGAGAGUGGGGAACCAUCUGUGAUGACAAGUGGAACCUGGCGUCUGCCACCGUUGUCUGUCGAGAACUGGGCUUCGGCACUGCCAAGGAGGCUCUGUCUGGAGGCCGACUGGGACAAGGAAUGGGUCCCGUCCACAUGAACGAGGUGGCCUGCACAGGAUUUGAGAAGUCCAUUACUGAAUGUCCUUUCAACAAAGAGAUUGUGGACUGUAGCCAUGAGGAGGAUGCGGCUGUCAGGUGUAACGUUCCUGCUAUGGGCUUCCAGGAUCGGCUGCGUCUAAGUGGAGGUCGUAACCCCUACGAGGGUCGUGUGGAGGUUCUGGUUGAGAAGAAUGGUUCUCUGGUUUGGGGGACGGUGUGUGGUGGAGGCUGGGGAACCAUGGAAGCCAUGGUCGUCUGUAGACAACUGGGUCUGGGUUUCGCCAGCAAUGCUUUCCAGGAGACCUGGUACUGGCCUGGUCAGGUGAGCGCUGACGCCGUGGUAAUGAGCGGUGUUCGCUGCUCUGGAACGGAAAUGUCUCUGUCUCACUGUCUGCACCACGGAGAACACAUCAGCUGUGCAAAAGGAGGAGGACGUCACGCCGCAGGAGUCUCCUGUUCUGAGACUGCUCCUGACCUGGUCUUGAACCCUCAGGUGGUCCAGGAGACCACCUACAUGGAGGACCGACCCAUGUUCAUGCUUCAGUGUGCGUAUGAGGAGAACUGUCUGGCCUCUACCUCCAGUCAGGUUCCUGCCAACUCGUACCGCCGCCUCCUGCGGUUUUCCUCCCAAAUCCACAACAACGGACAGUCGGAUUUUAGGCCCAAAGCCAACAGGGAAUCGUGGGUUUGGCACGACUGUCACAGACAUUAUCACAGCAUGGAGGUCUUCACUCUCUACGACCUCUACAGUCUUAAUGGAACCAAAGUGGCUGAAGGACAUAAAGCUAGUUUCUGUCUGGAGGAUUCAGAGUGUGAUGAAGGUAUUGAAAAAAGGUACGAAUGUGCAAACUUUGGAGAGCAGGGCAUAACAGUGGGCUGCUGGGAUACGUACAGACACGACAUUGACUGUCAGUGGGUGGACAUCACUGAGCUCAAACCUGGAGAUUACAUCUUCCAGAUUGUAAUUAAUCCCAACUAUGAAGUUCCAGAGUCUGAUUACACCAACAACAUAGUCAAAUGCAGAUGUCGUUACGAUGGUCACCGUGUGUGGAUGUACAGCUGCCACAAUGGUGGUUCAUUAAGCACAGAGACAGAGCAGACCUUCCCUGGUCUCCUCAACAACCAGGUGACCCACAGGUAAAGACAUAAAUCCACCAGAGGAGAGACCAGGAGAAGAACAGGACAGCAGGUGCCCCGACCCUCCACCCCCCACCCCCAGCGGACUGUGAGGGACUUCAGGAGAAAGACCUGAGCCCUGAAGACAGAAAAGCCUGCACUGAUCAGCAGCAUGGUUGCCUGUGUCCUGUUAUUAAAUGGUUCUGGUCCAAACACUUUCACCCCUUUAUUUUUAUCUGUCGACAGCAGCUGUAGCCUGACUCACACACAACUGGCUCUCUACAGUGUGACUAUUUUAUUCUGACUGAAGCUGCAGUGAAGAACCAGCUGCAGCUGAGGUGUAGCAGUGGACCUUUGACCUGUGACUGUGAGUCUUCUGUGGUUCAGAGCUCACCCUGGAAACUUUGGACAUCACCUCCAGAGCCUUGAGAGGUACCGGUAAAAAUAUUUAAAAAAAAACUGUGGCAGCAGCAACAUUGGUCAACACGUGGAAAAUUCUGAGAUAAUCAUUAUUAAAUAAUCAAUAUAGGGAUACUGUCAAAUAGCUAAUAAAACUUGAUGUAAAGGAGUGUGCAUUGUGUUACAUUGCAUACAAUGAAGUACAAACCGAUGUUUUAAAUAGUGCUCAAAUGCAUUAACUCCAGUGCAGCUAAAGCUUUACCCUAAAAUAAAGAAAGAUUUUAACAGGGAGAUCCAUAGAAUUUUAUCUGUUUCUUGUCACUGCUUUCUUUUCCCAGAGUGACUCAGAAUUGUCCUCACAGCAGAGAGCCUGUUCUCCCUAUGUUUAGUUUUUAUAUCCUCAACUCAUCAAACCAAAGUUAAGUUUACUCAGUUGUAAUUGGUUCACAUUACAUUCAUGUGUGAAAUCCUGUUGUAUUGUAGCAAUUUAUUUUCUUUAACGGUGCUAUAGAGCUGACCCUCUGUUUUCUGAGGGAGCAGGACUUUGUUUAUUUUGUUUGUUACUUUGUUUUCACAUUAACAACAUAUACGUAAAUUUGAACUGAGCAGAAGAAACAUGAGCUUUUGUGUGUUCACUUAUAAUAAAGGACAGAUUUAUGGAGCAAAA
Molecule: messenger RNA, 3532 nt
Organism: Cynoglossus semilaevis (tongue sole)
Lineage: Eukaryota; Metazoa; Chordata; Actinopteri; Pleuronectiformes; Cynoglossidae
Gene: loxl2b
Product: lysyl oxidase-like 2b
Exons: 14
Coding region: 188-2491 (767 amino acids)
Biological process (GO): collagen fibril organization; peptidyl-lysine oxidation
Cellular component (GO): membrane
Molecular function (GO): copper ion binding; protein-lysine 6-oxidase activity
Source: RefSeq, a predicted model, not a curated record